Thalassophryne amazonica is the source of this 3911-nucleotide messenger RNA. It is a transcript of the gene rab1ba, whose product is annotated as zRAB1B, member RAS oncogene family a. Gene Ontology annotation, molecular function: GTPase activity; GTP binding. Bases 292 to 897 code for a protein of 201 amino acids. The transcript is spliced from 6 exons. The record is from RefSeq and is a predicted model, not a curated record. NCBI's taxonomy places the organism in Eukaryota, Metazoa, Chordata, Actinopteri, Batrachoidiformes, Batrachoididae.
GUCAUCGACGUCACUACCGCACCUGCGCAGCCAUCUUGCAUCUCUAAGGAGCAACGGACACCGAAAAGGAGGAAAAAGGAGUAAACAUACCACCCAAAUCAGCCGAAACAGGGACAUGUCCGCUACAUUUAGGAGUAUAUGAAAUCGUAAAGGUCGAGCGCAGAGGAACGACCAGGCGGCAGACACGGAGACGACAAAACCGCCAUCAAGUGCCUGUGAUACCGGACUUACAAGUCAUCGUUUUUCUGCCGGAGCAGGAAGGAAGAGGAAAAACACUUCUCCGCUCACACAAUGAACCCCGAAUAUGACUAUCUGUUCAAGCUCCUGCUCAUUGGAGACUCUGGCGUGGGAAAAUCCUGCCUCUUACUUCGCUUCGCUGAUGACACCUACACGGAGAGUUACAUCAGCACCAUCGGCGUGGACUUCAAAAUCCGCACCAUUGAGCUGGACGGAAAGACCAUCAAACUGCAGAUUUGGGACACUGCAGGGCAGGAGAGGUUUCGUACCAUCACCUCCAGUUACUACAGAGGAGCUCACGGCAUCAUCGUUGUGUACGAUGUGACAGAUCAGGAGUCCUACAACAAUGUGAAGCAGUGGCUUCAGGAAAUCGACCGCUACGCCAGCGAGAACGUCAACAAGCUUCUGGUGGGCAACAAAUGUGACCUGACCACUAAGAAAGUGGUGGACUACACCACGGCCAAGGAGUUUGCUGACUCUUUGGCCAUCCCCUUUCUCGAGACCAGCGCCAAGAAUGCCACCAACGUGGAGCAGGCUUUCAUGACCAUGGCCGCUGAAAUCAAGAAGCGAAUGGGCCCCGGGGCCACAGCAGGUGGCGACAAACCCAACUUGAAAAUCGACAGCACCCCUGUCAAGCAGUCUGGUGGAGGCUGCUGUUAAAGAAGCCCUUGUUACUCCCCCCACUCCCCCACCCCACCCCUCCCUCCAUCACACCCUCUGACCCCCCCCGAGGCCCUGUCAGCCUGGCUGCAGGUUCAGGCAGCGAGACAAGUUCACAUUUAUUUCCAGUGUGUUGGUGAGGGAGCGACUGAGACCAAGAGGACCUGAACGCAGACGGACAGUGACGACUUAGAGAGUGAAACGGUCCGACUUUACAUACAUAUGUCUCCAAACCCAGCACCCCCUCCCCCAGCCCAAAUGGCACGUGAGUGCUGAGCUGUUUUUAUGCUAACGUUGACCCCUUGCGAAUGAGGAUCCAAGGAACCAGUUUACCACAAACUAGAUUGAUUUGACAUCACUGUGGCAGUCGAGAUUCUCACAAACGUGUUCGGUGCCACGUAACACAUUUGUGAACAGGACGUUGUUCCCCGAGUUCCAAAAAAAUCCCAGUUGACUGCCUCAAAACCGUGAUGAGAGAAGCGAGGCCACUUUAAUCGGCUGUUGGCACAGAUGGAGAACAGAAUCCUGGUUUUCCCACUGCGCGUAUUCGUGGUUGGGGACACUCGCAUUGACUUUUGGGGGGUGCGCUCGCAGUGUCUCGGGGGCACUGACAGGGACGUCCGGGAACGCAGCCGCAUCUGUUAUUCAGUGGACUCGGAUGAGUUUGUUUUGAGGAAAACAGCUCGGUACUUGUCGGGCUGCCGGUGGGUUGCUUAGUACGCCGCUGGCGAGGCUUUAAGGGUUUUUUUUUUUUAAAUGCUUCAGUCUUAAAAACAAAUCAUUUCACAUGUAAAAAGUGGUGUUUCAUCUGUGGAAUUCCAGGAGUGACACUAAAUAACGCAGAGAGGCGGGGCAGGGGGCGGAGUCAGUGAUAACCAGAAGCAUUUUGAAUUCACGAUACUGUUAUUUGUUGUUUUUACUUUCUCAUUGAUGUCUUGUUUUUGGGGACAACUUGUUCAGUUUACUCACGUUAGUUUUCAGGUUCAGUUUGUUGCUGGUUUGCAGAUGAAGCCGGUGUGGAAGUGGAGGAGGGGUGUGGCUAGUGGCAGAAGGGGCGGAAUCUUACUAAAACCGCUGUUUCUUCCAUGAGAACACGGAGUGUUUGGACAAGUUUUUCGCACCUGUCAGGUGUCUCCAUUGGACGUCAGAGGGACGUGGAAAUGGUUUAAUAGAAACGUAGGACAAGAGCGCCCCCUGCCCUCUGUGCUCUGCACUACAAUGAAAUAUGAGCUCUGUUCACGGUUUGAAACCACUCUGUAACAUAGCGCCUGCUUUCAGUUUGCCUUCCCUCUCACAAAACGCAUCCGCUCAUUUUUCCCUCACUUUGUGAACGUUUUUUUCCCCCACGCGCAGCUGUAAGUCUCCAACGCCGUCCGUGGUCUCGCCAGGCGGGUUGUGUGGGAGUGUCUGGAGGCUCAGGGAUUGACUGGUCCUGGUUCGUUGACCGGAUAUGAACUCCCGACUCCGGCCUCCAGCCAACCGCGUCGCUGAAAGCAGGUAGAUCCUCUCUGAUCCUCCUCGCACUCCGGUUCACUUCCACCUUCUCUGCCGGGGAAACGAAACCACGCCUCCACGCCGUGCCCAGCAGGGGGCAGUAAAGUGCAGCUCCCUUGUGAAUUUUGGUCAGCUGCACGUCAAACACUCUGAUCAUCUCAAACCUUCACAGUGUGACACAGAAUCGAUCCCUGUAACACAACACUCCACUUCCUGUUCUAGUGUUUUCAAAGCUGAUCAAUAAAUACAAUAAAAAAACAAAUGAAAGAGUAACUGUGGACUUUCUGUCUCAAACCUCAGCAGUUUAACACCCUGCUGCAAAUCUCAAUAAAUCAGAGGUUUCAUUCUGAGGGAACACAGUGGGUGAUUUUUUUUUUUCUUUUUUUUUUUUUUUUAACAAAAAAAACUUUAAGGAUGCGGUAGGUGUCCAUCAUCGCAGUCACCUGACAGAGGGGGGGCAGUCAGAAUGCUGACAACCCCCCUCCCCCCAGUUCUUUGUGACAUCACAAGGCAAGAAAUCUAAAGGGCAUUUUUUUGAGCAGAUCUAGAUGACUGUCGAAGUGUAACGGAGUUGUUUUCAAUCUGAGGACCACAAAACCACAUCCGUCCGUUUCUCACAAAGAUGGGCGAGCACAGAACCGCUCCUCUGUGUGUCCGCUGAAAUAUUUAUGCUAAAUCAUCUGCAACAUUCAAACAUGUUAAAACCCGCAGUUUAAGCUUUGACCAACAGGCUGCACACUGACAAAACAACAUCAAACAAUUUUUUUUUUUUUUUUCACGUUUGUAAACUGUUACAAGCUUUGAAAAUUAGUCUCGUGUAAGUGUUUUUGAUUUUCGGCAGCUUCAUUGCUGAAGCUUCAUCACGCCGUGUUUGACCCAAACGCAUCGAUGACGCAACAGAAAGCUGCAAAGACAUUUUUUUUUUCUUCUUCUUUUUCUAGCUUGCAGAACUGAAAUGUACUUUGUGAAACUGGAAUCUAGCAUGUUUGUGUGUGGAUUAUUAUUUUGUUUUGGUUUCUUGGGGGCGUCACACGGCUCUCAUUCGAGUAGAUGCAGAACAAACCAUCCACAAACAUUUACAUCCGAGAUGUUUUGAACGAUGACGACUGAUUUCAUUUGUAUUUUUAAUUUUUCUUUGAAACGAUUGUCUUGAUGUUUUGAUUUUCACGUAUUCAUUUAUUGCUGUUGUGUCUGGUCCAUCACAUGAAGGGAAUGAGGUCUUAAGGCAGGUGGGCGGGGCUUGCUUACAAAUGUGAUUCUGAAGAAACAAAGCUUCUUUUUCUGCUGUUUUUUUGUGUGUUCAGAUUUUGGGAGCAAAGAGGGUCUUUUUUAUGUUAUUUGCACACGUGUUCAUUGUUUAGUGGCUUAAUGAAGGCACUCGUUAGGCAUGAAUAAAAUGAACCUCACCUGUCACCUUCUGUCUUUUCUGUUGCGCUUGUUCUCUUGGUGCCGUCUUCUGCUGAGUUCUGCCAUGUUUUUAUUUCUGUACAUAUUAUAAAUAUAUAUAUAAUAAAAUCAUG